This is a messenger RNA of Angiostrongylus costaricensis, 360 nucleotides long. Lineage: Eukaryota; Metazoa; Nematoda; Chromadorea; Rhabditida; Metastrongylidae. The record is from the annotation of a GenBank genome assembly.
GCUACUACAAGUCUCUAUAGAUCUAAAUCACAGGCCUCGUCAUCAGCGCCAGUCUCAUCGUCGAACUCCGACAGCGUCGUUGCCGAUUGUGUCGUUUGUGGCGACAAAUCCAGUGGAAAGCACUACGGGCAGUACUCAUGUGAAGGCUGUAAGAGUUUUUUCAAACGGUUGCAUUUCCAAUUAGCUUUCAUCUCGCUAACGAUUACAAUGAGAUCAAGAUCUUUUAGUUCAAUCAGACGAUCGCUGUCCUAUGCAUGUCGUGGAACGAAGAAUUGCCCUGUGGAUGUGAACCAUCGAAAUCAGUGCCAAUUUUGUCGUCUGAAGAAAUGCGUGAAGAUGGGCAUGAGAAGAGAAUGUUAG